GGUGCGGCGGCGGCGACGGCAGCAGCCAGCUUCCCAGGAAAAGCCAAGAUCUGAAGGUUGGAAAUAUUGGAUACGUUACUUGGGAAAGAGUAAUUCAUUUAACCAAAGCAGAGAUGGCUUAUUUAUAGGAAUAGCUUGAAGCCAGAGUCAUGGUGGAUGUAGGAAAGUGGCCAAUCUUCAGUCUGCUUUCACCUCAGGAAAUCUCAUCUAUUCGGAAAGCAUGUGUCUUUGGCACCUCAGCCAAUGAAGCACUGUAUGUCACUGAUGAUGAUGAGGUCUUCGUGUUUGGACUGAACUAUAGUAACUGUCUAGGAACUGGAGAUAACCAGAGCACACUUGUACCCAAGAAACUGGAAGCCUUAUGUGGCAAAAAAAUUAAAAGCCUUAGUUAUGGGAGUGGCCCCCAUGUUCUCCUCAGCACUGAAGAUGGAGUGGUCUACGCUUGGGGCCACAAUGGAUACAGCCAGCUGGGGAAUGGGACCACCAGUCAAGGCAUUGCUCCCAUACAAGUUUGUACCAAUCUCUUGAUCAAGCAGGUGAUUGAAGUAGCUUGUGGCUCACACCAUUCACUGGCUUUGGCAGCUGAUGGAGAGGUAUUUGCAUGGGGCUAUAACAAUUGUGGUCAGGUGGGAUCAGGAUCUACAACAAAUCAAGCAACUCCUCGAAAAGUUACAAACUGUUUACAUAUUAAGAGGGUGGUUGGCAUUGCCUGUGGUCAGACUUCCUCCAUGGCUGUUUUGGACAAUGGUGAGGAUUUUGAAGAAUUCUGCUUUAAGUUUUGCAUCAAUCAUUUGACAGAAGUCACUCAAACUGCAGCAUUUUGGCACAUGGAUGGCCCCCUGCUAAAGGAGUUCAUUGCUAAAGCCAGUAAAUGUGGAGCCUUUAAGAACUGAAGCCCGAGGCUGCUGGGCUGUGUGAGUGCUCUGGGGCACUGUGGGUGAUAUGUCCAGCUUGUGCUCUACAGGUGAUGAGAUUCUGCAGGUAAAACCCACCAGGUGGUUUUUUCCACAUCUGAGACACUGUUCUCCAUAUGAAGGAUAUUUGGUUCUCCUGGGUCCAUGUUAAACAAAUGUGUGUGUUUUAA
Messenger RNA from Dipodomys spectabilis (banner-tailed kangaroo rat), 1084 nucleotides. RefSeq names its product RCC1 and BTB domain-containing protein 1-like. The record is from RefSeq and is a predicted model, not a curated record. Bases 150 to 893 code for a protein of 247 amino acids. The transcript has a single exon. NCBI's taxonomy places the organism in Eukaryota, Metazoa, Chordata, Mammalia, Rodentia, Heteromyidae.